CGUGCAGGAGUUCCAGCGUGCACACACACACAUACAUACACACGCACACACACACGCACGCACACACUACGGGAUCUUUUUGAAACUGCACACCUUAGAGACGAUGCAUCUGUCUCGGCCCGUGCUGUAUCUGAGCUUGCUGAUUGCUUUGGGUCCAGUGGUUCUGAGCGACCAGGAGACGCGCCAGCAGCCGUCCGCCGGCAGCCCGGAGGACCCGGAGCCGUGCGCCACCUGCGAGGUCCGGCAGCAGAUCAAGUUCAUGCGACUCAACGCCAUCAAAUCUCAGAUUUUAAGCAAACUGCGGAUGAAGGAACCUCCCAACAUCAGCCGGGACGCGGUGAAGCAGCUCCUGCCCAGAGCGCCGCCGCUGCAGCAGCUGCUCGACCAGUACGACGUGCUGGGGGACGACAACAAGGACGUGGUGAUGGAGGAGGACGACGAGCACGCCACCACGGAGACCAUCAUGAUGAUAGCCACUGCGCCCGAGUCCAUCGCCCGAGCGGACGGGGAACCAAAGUGCUGCCUGUUCUCCUUCACUCAGAAGUUCCAAGCCAGCCGCGUGCUCCGCGCUCAGCUGUGGGUGAACCUGCGCGCGGCGGACGAGGCGACCACCGUGUUCCUGCAGAUCUCCCGCCUGAUGCCGGUCACGGACGGGAGGAGCCGGCACGUGCGCAUCCGCUCCCUGAAGCUCGAAGUGAGCGCCGGGGUCAGCUCCUGGCAAAGCAUCGACGUCAAGCAGGUGUUGACCGUGUGGCUGCGGCAGCCCGAGACCAACUGGGGCAUCGAGAUCAACGCCUUCGACUUGAGGGGGAACGACCUGGCCGUGACCUCCACGGAGCCCGGGGAGGAAGGCCUGCAACCGUUCAUGGAGGUGAAGAUCUCCGAGGGCCCCCGGCGCAACAGGAGAGACUCGGGCCUGGACUGCGACGAGAACUCUCUGGAGUCCCGGUGCUGCCGGUACCCGCUCACCGUGGACUUCGAGGACUUUGGUUGGGACUGGAUUAUUGCCCCGAAGCGCUACAAGGCCAACUAUUGCUCCGGGGAGUGUGAGUACAUGCACCUGCAGAAGUAUCCGCACACCCACCUGGUGAACAAGGCCAACCCCAGAGGGAGCGCCGGGCCCUGCUGCACCCCCACCAAGAUGUCGCCCAUCAACAUGCUCUACUUCAACCGAAAGGAGCAGAUCAUCUACGGCAAGAUCCCCUCCAUGGUGGUGGACCGCUGCGGAUGCUCUUGA
This is a messenger RNA of Pseudoliparis swirei, 1237 nucleotides long. It is a transcript of the gene mstnb, whose product is annotated as myostatin b. Gene Ontology annotation, biological process: SMAD protein signal transduction. The transcript is spliced from 3 exons. Lineage: Eukaryota; Metazoa; Chordata; Actinopteri; Perciformes; Liparidae. Gene Ontology annotation, cellular component: extracellular region. The record is from RefSeq and is a predicted model, not a curated record. Gene Ontology annotation, molecular function: growth factor activity; cytokine activity. The coding region runs from base 104 to 1237 and encodes 377 amino acids.